This is a messenger RNA of Nasonia vitripennis (jewel wasp), 3027 nucleotides long. Its product is annotated as histidine-rich glycoprotein-like. Bases 1456 to 2208 code for a protein of 250 amino acids. NCBI's taxonomy places the organism in Eukaryota, Metazoa, Arthropoda, Insecta, Hymenoptera, Pteromalidae. The record is from RefSeq and is a predicted model, not a curated record. The transcript has a single exon.
AAGCUAUCGACUUUAAUAGUUAACGAUUCAAUUAAUGAAAUAGUACAAAAAUUGCACAAGGUUGGUGUAAUUAAUCUAACACGUAAUGUACGUGACGAUCGCAUAUUGUAAAAGGUUAGUAGGCGCGGCUCUUUUUCUUUAGCGAGCAGCAGUAUAAGCAAAGCUAUUAAUCCGUGCAUAUGUGCAAGCUGAAGAGUGGGUGAUAAACGGGGCACCUGGCACAGUGGCACUGACGGCUCUGCAAACGUCAGCAUGCACGAUUAUUUCGCUUAACUUGCUCAUACUUGCUGUUAUAUUAUACUCGGCAGAUUCUUUCUUUUGCUAGCGAGAAUACAGAUAGAGUUCUACAUCACGCCACAGAGACCCUGGCUUUGUCAACUAAUUGAAUUACCAGUAGUCUCGUAAUAUUCGCAAACAUCAACUGAUGGACAAUCUUUUCAACCUUAACCCCAUUAAAUGAUUUAUAUUCUACGAUGAACUAUAAUGAAUGCAUGAAUGGCAUGAUCCAUGUUUGAGUUUAGACGCGAAAUUAAUGCAAUAAAAAAUGCAAUAUUGAGCAAUUGAAUGCAUUUUUAAAGCAGCUACAUUAGCUGUAUAUUCAUAAUGUCUAUUCAUAAGAUAUUAGUCACGUACUGUAGAAUACUAUUAAGAGCGUGACUUGGCGCACUUGUCUUGGUUAGCGAGCAUAAGGUGUAACAUUAGUGAAGCCGUCGUUGCUUUUUUAUUUCGCGGCUCGUUAGUUUUGCUAGGUCUGUUAUCCGUUACGAAAGCAUAGUUUCCCAAAGUUUUUUAAUCCGCCACGCCGUGCAAGUUGCUGCAUGAAUAAGCUUGCUGGCUGUAGCUUAUGCAACCGCCGUUGAAAUCGUUGAUCUUGCUUAAACUCUACGGGCGUUUCUUGUACGAUUUUUGCUGUUAACUAAGCUUAUAAAGGAAGUCCUCUUCACAGUGAAUUUCUUAUUCGUGUUUACUUUGAACGUCGUAAUUUUAAGGAAGUGAAAGAUGCAAACAACAGAGGCAGUUAUCAGCCAUGACGUUUUAUUCGAGUGGUACGCUGGCACCGAUUUUUAUUGGAUGGGUAAAGAAAAAUGAACGUGCGAAAAUAAACGUUGAAACUCUUUCAGUCGUCUGAAAUAGAGAAUAGCGUACCUAAGUAAGAUCGAAGGUCAGUCUGAACCGAUUUCUGGCAACUUUCAUCACAAACCGAACCACCUGUAAGCAACUUUAACUAAGCUGCAACGUCAAACUAUUGUGGCCGAGGCAGUAGCGCGUUUGCGAAAUUCAUCCUAGGCCAGCCUGACUCCAAUGAUUUGCUGCAGAAGAAAAACAAGGAAAGCGAUUACGUGUAGAAAUUGGCGCCAAUACUUUCAAAUGACUAUAAAAGCGAUAGUCCUAACUUUGAUUGAUCAGACGAUAAGCAACACCCAGCGUGAUCAGAUCGGAUAAGCAACCAGAAAAAUGUCGGGGAAAUGCGGAUGGCGAUCAUGGAUGACACUGGCAGUGUUGAUCGUCGUCGUAGCAUCAUUGGCGUCAGCCAGAGAUGUGCCAGUUCGAGAUUUGGAAGCCGCGGCUAGCCAUCAUCACAGUCAUCACAGUGAAGAACAUGGCGGGAAAGAGCACCACGAGCAUCAUCACGACGAACAUGGCGAAAAGGGCGACAAAGGGCAUCAUCAUCAUCAUCAUCACCAUCAUGACGACCACAAGCAUUACGGAAAGAAGCACGACGAAGGACACCAUCACGAACACGGUGGGCACCACAAACAUCAUCACGAUGAGCAUGAUCAUCACGGCGAGCAUCAUGAACAUGGCCAUAAGCAUCAUGGAGAAAAGCAUGGUCACAAAAAGGGCCACAAAAAGGGUGAGAAGACCCACGGUUAUCACAAGAAAGCGCAUAAGGACGAAUUUCACAAGGAACACAAAUUCUACGACGAUCACCACAAGGGUGGUCACCACGAAAAACAUGGACACCACCACGAGCAUCACGGCGAGAAAGAAGGACACCACAAGAAGGGAGGCCACCAUCACUCCGGACACCACCAUGAUCAUCACGGCAAGAAGGGUCAUCACGAUCACGGACACCACGACGAAGAUCACAAGGGACAUCACGGCAAACAUGGCCACGAUGAUCAUCAUCAUCAUCACGAAGAUUGGGCAAAGAAGGGGCAUCACCACCAUGGAAAGAAACACUCUCACUCUCACGGCCAUCAUUAAUCGUAAUAAUUGUUGUUGUUUUCCACUUUUAAUUGAGUCUGCAAUUUCAAAAAUUGUUAUUGUUAUAAAUUUCACACGUUAAAUAGCAUGUUACUACCUGUAGAGGAAAUUUCUUUGCAAUAUUUGUUCAAAGUUCGUGUAUUUUUUUUUACUAAGAAAUAUAAACUGUAGGAAUGAAACUUUUUUUAUACAUUGUAACAAAUGUACUCAUGGCUCAGUAUCAAAAGAUACAAAAUUCAAAGAAUCUUCUUUAAGUAAGGCUCAUGUUCAACAUUAUAUGAAUGUAUAUGAAUGUGUGCACGCGUAUGUUAAACCGAGUGUUAUAAAUAUAAAACAUUCUUGAUUCAGCAAUCUUAUAUAAAAUGUUAACAGUAUACCAAUCAAGAAUAAAAUAAAAGACUUUGUAUUAAUUAUCUAUUCAAUAUUAAAUAUCUAUUGAAUUAUAGAUCAUUGGUUUAUGGGCUUGUUUUAUCUAUAUUGUAGAAAAAUAAGAUAAAUGUAAGCUUUUGUAUUUAAUAAAUCUUCUUACGAGUUAUUCAAGUAAUUGAAUCUUUGUAUUUAAAAAAUAAUAAUAGCUGAUGACAUUUACUAUUAAAGCAAUUAUUAAAAACUUUACAACGUAACCACGUGGAAUACAAUACAAACAACAUAUUGAAGUAAAAAUACUUCACAUAAUCAAUAGAUUAGCGGAUUAAUUUUUUGUUAACGUUUUCGCAUGAUUAUUUUUUCAAUUUAUUAUACUGUAUGUAUUAAGACGUGGACUUGAAAAAAAACACUUUCACAAUAAAAUAAUUAUCCUAGCUAGUAGGUGACCGAAAC